Messenger RNA from Phyllotreta striolata, 3113 nucleotides. The record is from the annotation of a GenBank genome assembly. Lineage: Eukaryota; Metazoa; Arthropoda; Insecta; Coleoptera; Chrysomelidae.
ACUUAAUUUUAAGGUUAUAUUUACGAAUAACUUUGACAGUGGUCAUAAUAAUAAUAUAGAUUUGAAAUUGAAAUGGUUUCGAUCAACGUGUAAAAUAGGACUAGAAUCAGUUAAAUUAGAAUAAUGUCGAGCCGCGUGAAAUCCGGCGCGACCAGAAUAGAAGUGGAAAUAGAAAAAAGCAGGGAAGAAUCGAAUUGGUUGAGGGUGAUAGAACUUGCCGAGCAGCUCAAAGACAAGUCUCCGGAUUCUGUGUGCUUGGCCGAUUUUCUCAUCGGUGAGGGUAAAUUAGAAAACUAUUUGGAAGAAUGGCCACCCAUCGAGGAAAACAUCAAUUCCGCCAAAAUCGGUUUAAUCGAGGCAAAACGUUACCUAAACAUGGUGGUUACACAAGCUGGAAUUAAGGCCGGUGUAGCCAUGGAUGCCCAUUUAUUACUGGGAAAACUACAAUACGCUUGCGGACAAUACGCAGACGGUUUGAAUCACUUUCGAUUGGCAGAUUUGCACCACAUAAAAGAAAAAAAGCUCCCGUUGAGGAGUUUAAAAAUCGUUGCGGAAUCGUACGCAGUGAAAGCCCUGUGUUUACAAAAAGACGACACGGCCGCCAGUAAAUUCAAAAGGGCCGAAAAAAUCGACGAAAUGAUCAAGUGCUUGGACUUGUCCACCGAUUUAAGCCUGCUAUACAUGCAGAAACUGGAAAAAGAGUUCAUUUCGUCGGUCCCUAGUUCCAACACAGGCAGUCACUCGCCGCAACCGCCUGCGCAACAGAAGCCCUUGGGCGAAAUCCUGGAGCAAGCCAUCCAGCUGGCUCCUGCUCUGCUCCUGCAACAGAACAAGCCCGAAUUGGCGCUCGAGCGCUACAGGAGCUCCCUCUGCGCCAUCGAAGCGCACGGCGUGAACAACAUCCGACUGAAAUUAAUGUGCCAAAUGGCCGAGCUGCUGUUGCGCGGCCUGCUGGGCGAGAGCUACAAGGCCCCCAUACAUUCCGCGCACAAGGCGUCCGCUUGGAAGCCCAAAUAUUACACGUCGUUGAAUCAGUUUAUACCGAGGAACGAGUUCGAAGAAGCUAUUUUGGUGAUAUUAGUGGCGGAAUCCAUGGCUGUUAGGAACACGGUACUAUCGCAGUCUCCCGAAUUCAGAGAUAUCAGACUUAGCGCUUUUCAAGAAGCGGUCGCCGUGUACGAUUUGCUCGCCAUUGCGACCGUCCGUUGGGGCCAAACGAUGCUGCUCGAAGAGUCGUUGGAACGUUCCAUGAAAUUUUCUUUCCAAGAAGCUCACAUGUGGAAACAGUACGCCCUCAGUUUGAUGACCAUCAACAGGUACGAGCAAUCGCUGGAGGUGCUGAAGGAAGUCAUACAGUUGGAACCCAACGAUCCCAGCAAUUACCUUUUAGCCGCCAAAUUGUGUUAUGAGCAACUUAAUCUGCCCCAAGAAGGCAUUACAUUCAGUACAGAAGCCAGAGAAAAGUCUUUAACAUCACCCGGAGGCCUCUUGGGCAGGUGCCACUUGUACAUAGGAAUCGGUUAUCACUUGCAAGCCGAGUCGACUCAGCUGAUAAAGGACAAGGAGCAAUUUAGAAAUAAGGCUCUUGCGAAUUUUAGGAGCGCCGUGGAGCUAGAACCGAACGACCACCUCUGCCGCUACUACUUGGGCCUCCAGUUAGCCCUGAUGAGAAACAUCCCGGAGGGCCAGCAGCACGUUUGCGUGGGCCUGGACCUGCAACCCGAGCAUUCCUCUUCGCUGCACCUGCUCAUCCUCCUCCUGACCGCCGAAAGGCAGCACGGCAACGCCCUGCUGGUCGUCGAAAACGCCCUCGAGGAAUACCCGGACAGUUUGAAUCUCGUGUACGUGAAAGCGUACCUGGAUUUGCACGAAAAGGGACCCGAGAAAGCCCUAAUAACGGCCAAGCAAAUGUUGGAGCUGUGGAAAAACCUGUACGAAGGCCAAACGAUUUCGGACGUGCCCGAAUGUGAUAGAAAAAGCGAUACCAGAUCCGUCUUCCAAUUGUACACUUCUGAAAUGUCCGAUAAAGAUUCAAGUUCGUUGCAUCUGCAUAACAUAGCCGCUUCACGAGUGGAGCAGGCCCUCAGCGAGGUGGCCAGCACGAUGAGCAGCUACAACCCGAGGCCGGGGCCGCAGAGGGCGUGGAUGCUGCAAGUCGAGAUAUGGCUGUUGUUGGCCGAACUGUACCUGGCCCUCGACCAGCCGUCCGACGUGCAAAUGUGCAUACAGGAAGCCAUGCAGAUCUACCCGCUGAGCCAUCAGAUAAUGUACAUGAAGGGGCUGCUUCACAUGCACAAACAGGAGUGGUCCGAUGCCAAAACGUGCUUCCAAAACGCCGUCGCUAUUAAUCCGCUGCACGUCAAGUCGCUGCAGCAAUUGGGCCUCGUCUACCACUAUUUGGAUCUUCAGGGCUUGGCGGAGACGACUCUACGCGAGGCCGCUAAAAUCGAGCCGAAGAACCACAUUACUUGGUACAAUUUGGGUAAAGUGUUGGAGGCCGAAGGGGAAUUCGAAAAUGCCAGCAAUGCGAUGGCGACGGCGCUGUUAGAGGAACAAAACAGUCCUAUUCUUCCUUUUAGUUCAGUUCCUUUGUGCUUUGAAUAAACGUUUAGAUAAAUGACGUGUUCAACGCGACCAUAGUAGUUCAAGAAAUAAUGGUAGAAGUUAAAAUGCGAUGAGAAUCAUAUAUGUUUGGUGAACUAGAGCAAAAUGGAUUUUCGUUUUCUUUCCAAAGAAUAACAAAAUUGUACUUGUAAGUUAGAAUUCGUUAAAAUCGUAAAAUCUAUUCAUUUACUUCCACAUAUAGGACAGUAUUAUUAAAUAUGGUAUUUUCAGUUUUGUUACUUGUGAUGAAAUGCAUUUGAUUUUUACAUAACGGGAGUAUUCAAACAUUUUAGAAUUCAAGAAAAAUCUAAAAUCUCGAGAUCCUAAGAUCUUGAAUAUUUCUAAUGUAACCGUUAUUACAUAAAAAAAUAUAUAAACAGUGAGAUUUAGGUGAUUCUAUUUUGUUAUUUAUUAAAUAUUUUAAUUAUUUUUUGUACUAACUAUUCUAUGGUGAUUGUUAUUUUAUUGUUAAAAUAGUAAAUGACAUAAUAAUAUAAUUUUAUUUUGUA